This is a messenger RNA of Chroicocephalus ridibundus (black-headed gull), 10137 nucleotides long. It is a transcript of the gene CALCR, whose product is annotated as calcitonin receptor. The transcript has 14 exons. Lineage: Eukaryota; Metazoa; Chordata; Aves; Charadriiformes; Laridae. Gene Ontology annotation, cellular component: axon; plasma membrane. The record is from RefSeq and is a predicted model, not a curated record. Gene Ontology annotation, molecular function: amylin receptor activity; calcitonin receptor activity. The coding region runs from base 4443 to 5852 and encodes 469 amino acids. Gene Ontology annotation, biological process: cell surface receptor signaling pathway; positive regulation of cytosolic calcium ion concentration; adenylate cyclase-activating G protein-coupled receptor signaling pathway.
UUGUACAUUAAGAAAAUGAUUGAAAUUAUUGUACAUUAAGCAACUGAUUGAAAUAAAUCUAUUGUGACAGUAAGACAGUCUGUACAUCAUUCUAAUGAGAUGUUUGAUGUUGGACAAACACAUAAGUCUUGACUUUCAGGUUUCUAAAAACAAAGUUAACAUAAAAUGAAACAAAAUCCAUUAAUUUUGAAAAGGACUGUCUUAAGUAAACAGCUACUUCUUGGACAACUUGAUGGCUUCUGCGAUUAGAAAUAAAACAAACACACACAAAAUUCCCAUUGCUCAGUUGUUUCUGACGCAGAUAUGGUGUCCUCCUGACACUUCCAGGUUGUUUCCCAGUCAUGCUAUUUCUUCUCUCAGAAUAUUUCUAAAAGUAAAUGCUCUUGCGGGUCCAAAUCAUUAAAGGCAUUGUCCAGACAUGCAUUCUUUUUCAUUUCUCUCAUCCUUCAUUCUUAUUUUCUCUUUUGGUCUCUCUAGCACGCAUUAACUCUAUCACUUCUCCAAAAAUGCUGUUCCUGAAACCUUCUUUCUCCGUCCUUCUCAAAUUGCUUGGGAGAACUAGAGCUUCAAGUUGGAGGACGUUUCACAGAGGCUACCACCACAUCAAAAAUAACAUCUACGUUGUAGCAUAAUCAGAAUUAACCCUUACCCAAGCACAGUGGUUCUCACAUUUCAAGAGAGGACAUUUGGGUCAACAUGACACUGCAAGGCGUAUGAGAAAUUUGCAAUAUUUUGCCCUCUGGGAAGCUGCUUCACCUAUUACAGAAUUUCAAAUAUGGGUAAGCCCAAUGAUUGUUAUUGUCUCUUUAUUUGCUGAGAGAAGGAAAAUAUGGGGAAAUGUAUCUUUAAAGAUGUCUUUUAUUAUGUUAUGCAGUAACUCUUUUUACACCAUGUGAACCUGCUAGAACUAAGGAUCUAAGCGGUGCAGUAUAUCAGAGCCCAAGAUUCCUGAAUAACUCACAUAUUAUGCCUCAUUUUGAAUAUCUCCGUUCUGCUCUUCUGGUUUUACACCUUCCCAUUGAUCAAAUGUACUGACACAUCUUCCCAUAAAAACUUUCCUAUUUUACCUUUGUCUCUUAUGGCACAGCAUGGUUCUGUUCCCCCAAUAAUCCUACUCUAAGUUGUUUAUAUGCCGUCCAGCCGCUUAAGCAUUUUCUAUACUUCUCCUGAUGUUGCUUUCCAUGUUUGGAAUGAAGUUCUUCAACUGGCAGUAGCUUCAUAAAGCUGUAUACCUAUCACUCUUCAAAUCCCUAAUUCCGGAGUGAGCUCUUCUGUGAAAAUAAAAAGAAGUUAUUUGGUUAGGGAUGCAUGGCCUGAGCAGCAGCUAUACCCACUCCAUGAAUUUCCUUCUCACAGAGCUGAUGUGUUGACAGGCAGGCAGGAGUAGGAAGCCUGCAUUGCUGCUGAUAGUGCUGUAACUGUUCUCAGAGUUCUCAAUCAAGUCCCUUCUAGGAGUGCAAAGUCAUGAUUACAAAGUUGUAUGCAAAAGAACUAAAUAUUCCCGUGGAAGUCUUAAUAGAGCUGAUGCAACUUGUGCUGAAGCUAAUGGCAAAUUCCCAUUCUUUUCACUCUGAACUGGGUUAGGCCAAAUUUAUUACCAUUUUUGUUUAAAUGUUGUCUUUUACUCCUUCCAUUUUGCUGUCCAAAUUGAGAAUGUAGCCCUUACUCAAAUGCAUUAUUUAUAAUCUGUUUAUCAAAGGGUACAUCAUGCCUACACAGCCUUCUGAAGACAGCUCAAUGCUCACUCUUCAAACAAACUAAACCCUUAUCUGAAGAUAAUGUGCUCCAGGUAGCGACUGUGGGGUGCACCAUCCCACGUAAGAAAGAUACACUAACUAUGACAGGAAAUAGUUCACCUCCAAACAGCUCGCAAUGCUGCAAAAGAUUGUGGAAAUAUUGCUGCCCAGAUCAUGGAAAGUUUAUAGGUCCAGCUGGGAACUUGUUUUUUUUUUUUACUUCAAAUUGUGCACCUGAGAAACAAAAUUAGGACAGCACCUGUUUCACAAGUGGGAUCUUUACUCGUAGUACCAUUACAGACAAAAUAUGUUUAGGAAAAAAAAGAUGGUGUAAACGAGACAAAUGACAGAAAUGCAUGGCUUUCCACACUAUAUGGAAAAAUGUUUUUCUUCAUAACAGAAUGAAAUCUCUAAACCAGGUUUAGACUUUCUUAACUCUUCAUGUACAAAGCAAUGCUAUAAUCCCACAACAUAAAACAGUAGCCCAGCCACUUCUGUGCAGAAGUCAGAGCGUUGCAAUGACUCCUGAGCACGAACAGAAAUAAAACCAUCAAGGUACAGUUAAUAAUAAUUUUCCAGUUGUUAUUUAUGGGCCCGAUCAGUAUUUCACAUGCAUGCCAAAUAGUAACUACUCAUGCUUGCAGUCCCAUGGGGCACAAUGGAAUUGCUUACAGCAAAGCAGAAAGUGUUGCUUCUGUGUGCAAGGUAAUGGUUAACAAAACGGGAGUUGAUUUAAAAAAAAAACCCCAAACCUUAGGAAGGCUAUUUCCAGAUUAUGGGAUGGCAGAUUUAUACUUCAGCAGAUGAACGCUACUCAGUAAGAAAACAGAGCAACAUAAAAUCUGUUUUGAAAUAAGUAUAAAAACAGUCAUUGAGAAUGUGAUGCUUUCCAAUCACAGAAUGAAGAGCAUUAGCCAGACAACGCACAAAAAAAACCCUAAACGGGUGGACUAUGGAAGAAACCACUGUAAACAGACCAUCACCUGUCUUCACAUAGUUCAGCUGCCUUCUGUAUCUUUUAAAGCAAUCUGUACUUAUCUGGUGACACACCCACUCAUCCCAGCCCCCCCAAAAACCUCUGAAAAAUAAAAUAUUCCAGGCUAUCAGACAUGAAAAAUCUCUAUUUUUUCCUUGAAUUUAUUGCUGCAAUGACAGGAAGGGUGAUUCUCCUACUCUCCCUAGGCUUCAGUUUAGGCUUUUGCUUCUCAGCAGUUCCUCUUCCACAAACACCUCCAGCACUUAGAACCAUGACUCAUCUGAGCCCACCUAAGGUCGGCUGGAGUACAAGAGGGACACGACUAUGGCUGGUCCAUAGGGGUGCUGCUCUGUGGCUCCAGACCUAGUGCAGCUAAUGAAAACCUCCCCCAACUUUGCUGCUCCUGCCAGAGAAAGCUGUGAACGGCGAAGUAAUUGUGGCAUUGUAAGAGCUCAUAACAGCAGCUCCCACUGAUUCUCCUUGCUGUCUCCGCCAGAGUAAAGGGUGAAACCUACAGUGAAAGUUUAAGCCUUGAAGGGAUGAUGACGUGCAUCAGUAUUUCUUGAGUGUUUUAUCUUUUAUUAUACGUUCCACACCGCCCCCACCCCCCUAAUAUAUCCUAAGGAAGACAAAUUUCUUUGGUGGUACUACCUAGAGACACCCUUUUAAACAUAUGCUGCAAAAAGUGGCAAGAGGUUCCUUUUUCUUGGAAAUUGGUGCUUGCCCAGCCCAGCGCCUCCUUCUCAGCGCUCAGCUCCCUUGCUCCUCUUUCUCCUUCCCUCCCCAGCACGGCCGGAGCGAUGUGGAAGCAGACAGAAAGGCAGUCGGCUGGGUUUGCGUGCAGGUUUCUAUGAGAAGGGCAAGCUGUAAAAACCGACUGUAGUCUGGAAAGAGAAAGCAAUAGGUGGAGGAAAAAAACAACCAUGAGAACCACUUCAAUAGGAGCUAACUUUCCAUUCAGAAGUAAGCCAGACGAUUUAAAAACCGGUAUCAAAGUUCCUUUUCUUUGAUGGCAGAAACGUCCUUCGCGCAAAGGGAGGAAAGAAGAAAGCUAUUCUUAGCCGGCUGGUGGUACCUUUUUUAGCAAGUUUGUUUGCCUCCUGACUCCAUCUGCUGGGAAGACACCCUGCUACCUGCUGCCCGCACCGCCGCGGUGGGCAGGAGCGCGGAGGUGAAUCACCGUGGGUUCGCUCGCUCUCCCCGCCGUCCUGGGGCUCUCUGGAUAUUUAAACGUUGGGCAGCCUGGAGCAGUCACAGCGGAGAGGUCCUCCCCUGCCAACACCCCGUGCACAACCACUUGACGCUCUCCUGCAACGUGGGGAUGAGGCUCAGUCGCCGCCGGACGCCCUGGUAGCAGGGGGCUGCUCUCCUGAGGAGACCGGGGGCGACGGGAACGGGCUUUUCCUCGCCCUCUCCUUUCCUUGAAAACGCUUACAUGGCUUCUGGAGCAGAAACGGGAAUUUAGAGGACUUUGCUGUCCGGUAAAUCCUGCGGCCGCCCGUUGUUGGUCCUCCCCGGCUCGGUGGACGGUAGGUUGUGUGAGCCAGAGCAGUUAUCUGUAGCAAAUCAAGCUGUCUUCAUUUAAGUGAUCUGUGAAGAAGUAACGUGACGCCCACAAGUGAUUUUUCCCUUUUAAAUUUAUCCCUGUUACGAUGCAGUACCAAACUGGUGAUGCUCCACACUGCCUUUGACGGGUCAGCUACAGCGUGUCUCUCCAGGAAGACUCCACAAUGAAAAAGACAACCCACAGUUGCUUCUUACUGAUCAUCCUUCUAAUUAGAAUGGUUCCAAGUCUUUCUUCUACUGUAAAUUAUACCGAUCCUACAUUAGAGCCUGUAGUAACUGAAAAUUCAGUCAUACGACAGAAGAUAAUAGAUUCGCAGUUCAAAUGCUAUGAGAGGAUGAACAGAGCUCCUCCAUAUAAGAAGAAAGGUCUGUUCUGCAACCGAACAUGGGAUGGCUGGUUGUGCUGGGACGACACACCUGCUGGAAGAAUCACUGCUCAGAAUUGUCCGGAUUAUUUUCCAGACUUUGAUCCAACUGAGAGGGCUUCAAAAUACUGUGAUGAAACUGGAAACUGGUUCCGCCAUCCUGAGAGCAACCGAACAUGGUCCAACUAUACCCUGUGCAACUCUUUCACCUCUGAAAAACUGAAGAUGGCGUUCAUACUUUAUUAUAUGGCGAUCGUUGGCCAUGCUUUGUCUAUAACAUCCCUGUUGAUUUCCUUGGCAAUUUUCUUCUAUUUCAAGAGCCUCAGCUGUCAAAGGAUAACACUGCAUAAGAAUUUGUUUUUUUCCUACGUGCUGAACUCCGUGUUUACAAUUGCCCACCUCAUUGCUGUUGUGCCUAACCCGGGCCUUGUAAAAAGGGAUCCUGUAAGCUGCAAAGUGCUGCAAUUCUUUCACCAGUACAUGUUGGGCUGCAACUACUUCUGGAUGCUCUGCGAAGGCAUUUAUCUUCACACGUUGAUUGUGGUGGCAGUGUUUGCUGAAGAGCAGCGAUUGCACUGGUAUUACCUCUUGGGAUGGGGGUUCCCUUUAGUGCCAGCAUCUAUUCAUGCUGUUGCAAGAGCCAAAUACUUCAAUGACAACUGCUGGAUGAGUGUUGACACGCACUUACUCUAUAUUGUUCAUGGACCUGUAAUGGCAGCUUUAUUGGUCAAUUUUUUCUUUUUGCUGAACAUUGUCCGAGUUUUGGUGACAAAGCUAAGGGAUACCCACCGUGCUGAGUCCAACAUGUACAUGAAAGCUGUCAGAGCCACUUUAAUCCUGGUGCCCUUACUAGGAAUUCAGUUUGUUAUUAUUCCCUGGAGACCAGAAAACCGACUUGCUGGAGAAAUAUAUGAUUACAUCAUGCAUAUAUUAAUGCAUUACCAGGGCUUACUUGUGGCAACUAUAUUCUGCUUCUUCAAUGGUGAGGUACAAGGAGCUUUGAAGAGGCAAUGGACACAGUACAAAACCCAGUGGGGCCAAAGGCGCCGAGAGCACUGCUCCACGCGGUCUACCUCCUACACUGCGACAUCAAUCACAGAAGUCCCCGUUUACCUAUACCAUCACGAUUCCAACAAUGAACAGUUAAAUGGAAGAUAUGUAGAGGACUCUGAACUUGUUGCAUUAAAAUCUGGAGAGACGUCUGCCUAGCUCAGCACCAGCCAUCGCAAAGACAUCAUUUCACAUUCUGCUUGUGAACAAAGUGGGGAGAAGGGUGGGAGUGUGGAAAUCCAAGCCACUAUGGCAGAGGGCAAGACCAGGUGAAAGGACACAUCAUAUUCAAACCACAGCAGCCUCUGGCAGCAAUGGCACAGAGGGAGCGUGACACAGCCCUGGAAAUAGUGUUUCUUCCUGCACGCUGCAGCAUGGAGUGAACAUGGACCUGUUCACCAGACAGUGUCAUCUCCACAUCUCCUCCUACCGGCUGUAUGAAGAGUCAGUUGUAACAGUGCCAGGUAGCUCAUAGCAAACAGAAAGAAAGAAGCAGUAUGUGGCAAUUGGAAACUUUAAGCAGUUUUUGCUUUUGGUACUUUUCUUUAACGCUAGAUUUUGAGCUAUCAACUUUCACAAGGUGUAACUGGCUUGGAGUCCUUUAUUUCCCCUUUUAAUGAGCUUGAUGACUUCUUAAAAGAUUUUGCACAUUGCAAGACAAAUCAAGCAGAUGAACAGAAAAAGAGUCACUCCAAAGUAUUCAAAGCUUGAUGAUCUCCAAAGGAUACCCCAAAAUAUUACCAUCCCCCAAAGAUACCCCAAAAUAUUACCAUCCCCCAAAGAUAGCCCAAAAUAUUACCAUCCCAUUAGCAAGUGCAUAAAACAGAUGAAGAUAAAAUAGUAAUUGCAUACCAAAUUCACAACACCCUCAGCGAAACAGACUGGUUCUUUAGGCUGCCUCAUACAAGUCCUGGAGGCAUCUCAAAAUAGUUUUUGCUUAACAAUACUGGUAGUUCAAGAAUAUUUAUUUAUAGGAAAAAUUGUCACCCUAUUACUCUGCCCAGAAACUCAUCAUUAAGGCACAAUCCUUUCACUCUGAAUAAACGGUGAAAUUUGUUUGGAAAUUAUUAUUUUCUUUAAUAGGCAUUCUGAGAUGAAGGCUAGAUGAAUGCUUGCCUCUGUAAUAAAAUUAUGAUCAUGGCAGUAAAGGAUCACAGGUAAGAGAUGCAAAACUAAUGUCUUAGCACAGGAAGCAUCUAUUUUUAGAAUCUGGUUGCUGCUCUGAGUCCCUAGUUGUUGAAGGUGAUGAUUUCGUGUGUGAGUCUGUCAUCAGGAAAACAUGAUGAAUGUACAGUUUUGUGAGUAAUAAGCACUUUUAUCACAUAUUCAAAGCAUCAUUAGACUCUCUGUGUGAUUACUGAGGCAGAAAUCAGGUCAGGGAGAAGCUGAUUUGCAGUUAGAAGUUACCGUACUGUCACUCCAAAAGUUCUGCAAAUCACAAAAGAAAUAAAAUAGAUGAAUUUUCCACAUUAAGCUAAUUGCAAAGAAUCUGCAAGCAGCAAGGCCAGUGCCUCGCAGGGCUGUGACUCCUAUGGAGUUUUAUGCACAAAAUGUUUAGUGAAUAUAAAGUCAUUCCAUCUUGCAUAUCUCUGAAAAACUGUCCUCUGAAAAACUCCUUUGCCUUUGGCUGAGAUGUGCAUGGGAUAUUUCAAAUACUAACAACUUCAAGAUACUCAUCAGGGUCUUUAACUUUGAAGGAAGUCCCCCUUUGCUUUCCCUGCUAAUACACUUGCAUCUGAUGCUUCCAGCCCAGCCCAAGCAGGAAGACGUGGUCAGAAGAAGAGGCAGCUGCAAGUGCCAGUGGUGACACCUGCUCAUCUCAAAUGUCUAAAUACCAGCCCUGGCCUGGGAGCUGUAAAAAUACUGCCCUACGUGGCACGUGAAUGGGAAGAGACAGGAUGCCAUUCUUUAUACUGCAGUUCCGUUCGUGUGGGAUUUCUGCUGCUGGCUCCAUCCAUAGUGAUUUUCUCCUUACCACUGCAUAAGGUACUUAAAUAUCAUGGAUUAGAAUAGUCUUAAAUCCAGAUUUUGUCAGAUAGUAAAGGGGAAGAGAAAAACUGAAAUAAGGCACUUGAGCUAGAUAACAAUUAUUUUGAGGUAAUUUUGGAGGGUACAGACAGAGGCCCUAACCCUGCAGGUGUGUUGAGGAAGGCCUGCAGGACAGUCUGUAUGCCACAAGCUAAAAAGCACUUUAGAGACUCCCAUAGAAAGAGAUCAUAAACUAGUCCUGCCAUAAACCUUGAUAAUCUAUUUCAGAUUCUAUUGAAAUUAGCAAACAAAUCCCUGUUGACUUAGAUGAUCCAUGAAGAACUCUCACAGAAUCACAGAAUGGUUAGAGUUGGAAGGGACCUUAAAGAUCAUCUAGCUCCAACCCCCCUGCUAUGAGCAGGGACACCUCCCACUAGACCAGGCUGCUCAAAGCCCCAUCCAGCCUGGCCUUGAACACUUCCAGGGACGGGGCAUCCACAACUUCCCUGGGCAACGUGUUCCAGUGCCUCACUACCCUCACAGUAAAGAUUUUUUUCCUGAUAUCCAAUCUAAAUCUACCCUCUCUCAACUUGAGGCUGUUACCCCAUGCCCUAUCACUACACUCCCUGAUAAAGAGUCCCUCCCCAUCCUUCCUGUAGGGCCCCUUUAGGUACUGGAAGGGGUUAUAAGGUCUCCUGGGAGCCUUCUCUUCUCCAGGCUGAACAACCCCAACUCUCUCAGCCUGUCCUCACAGGAGAGGUGCUCCAGCCCUCUGGUCAUCUUCGUGGCCCUCCUCUGGACCCGCUCCAACAGGUCCAUGUCCUUCUUGUGGUGAGGACUCCAGAGCUGGACAACACUCUCUUCAGUGUUCAGGAAUGACUUAUGCAACACAGUUCGGCGUAGACCUCGAAAAUAGGAGACAAUUUCAUCCUUAGCAAUUUGAAACCAUUUUUAAAUAUUGUGUUCAUUCAGGCUCAGUUUUUUCUUCACUGACACAUCUAGGCCCUAAGCUUUACUCUUCAUGUGUAAAUUUUAAAUGAAACUCCGCUGUACACGUCUACCUACAUGAGACACCAUCUCACUGGAGAAGACCCUUCCAGGGAUGAGCUCAUGAGGGACAGGCGUAACCAAGCUCUGUGAGAGGAGACCAAAUUCCCACUCUCCGUACAUGAGGCGAGCACUGAGUUGCUGGUGCUGGAACUGUAGAACAAGAGAGAGGAGAUGGGGAACAAGAACUAACUGUCUGCCGAUGCUGUGGUUUAUCGCAUGAUUAAUCUAGUGGAACAUUUACAAGAACGUACGAUCCCAUGCAUUCAUUCAAGCCACAUACCUAUUUUUCAGACUUCAAGGAAUACAAAGGCGGUUAUUUUUUCGGACAACAGUAUAUCAUGUAUCGCUAUUUCUUUUAACAGCGAACAAUGGGAAGUGGAGGAUUUAGUCAUUAAAGACAACAAGGUGGCUCUGCUAUGAAUGCUAUAGUUCUGAAUAGCUUUGGGGCACAACACACUUCCCCAGCAAGCUCCCAGAAGGCAUUCCUAGUUUCUAAAGACACAAAUGAUCUGAUUGUAAAGGAAGUGUGUGUAAUACAGAGAGUUUAAUAAUGAACACAUUGGUUUUAAUAAUGUACAUGUUUACAACAUGUAAGUACAAGUUGUUUUACAGUCUACUAUGUUCAAGUGGAUGUACAAAAUGGAAAUGCUUUGCCAUUGUAGUGGUUGUUUUUCUUUCUUCACUAAUGAUGUUUUCUUGCUCUUUUCAGUAGAAUGCUCUGAAAAGCCAAAUACGGGGUUUAGGAUCUUCAUUUGAGCUUCAGGUGGUGGAAACACUGUGUGGUUGCAUCAGUCUUUAGGGCAGCCUUGGUUUCAGUGGAAUUUAGGGUUGUCAUCACCCUUGGGCCUUGCAGGAAAGGCUUUGUUUGAGAGAUACUUACUGAGUAAUUUCUAAUCAGAAUAUUUUCCAAUGGAAAAUGCUAUUUUUCUUCAUCUCAAGAUGUUUUGAAAUGUUGUCAUUGCGCACACAAGGUAAAUGUCACUUCUCUGCUUUAUACGUAGUACCAUACACCAUAAUAUCGUGAAUGCUGAUAUGACCUUGACAAUUGCAGUGUCUUGGCUGUAGGGUGUUUUGUCUCUAAUACAUUUCACAGGAACAGAAGAAAUGCAUAAUUGAUGUAUCAGUGGAUCAAAAAGUUGGAAAGGAGCUGACACUUGAAUCCAUGGAUUCAAGGAGUAUUUUAAGAGGAAACCAACCUUAUAUUAAUCAACUCCGCAGUAUCUAUUUCCUCUCAAACACCACACCCAACACAGGAAAACCCAGUUUAGUGAACGUUUGCUCUGUCAGGAGGGUUUAUGUGUGUGCUUUGUUUGAGCAACUAGAUGUAUCAGAAAGAUGCUGGUUGUUAUUCCUUACUAGUUACAGAUACGCAGCACAAAUUAAAAGACUUUUUGUGGCAUGGGAUGCUGAAAGUAAGACUUGUGUU